CUACACAAAACAAUCACGAUGGAUCCAGGAGGUUUAGGGUUUGGAAAAAAUUGUCGAGUCCCAAAUAGUAAUUUCAGGUUUAGGGGAAAUACGAAAUGGCAAAUGUACAAACACAUAUGAAUAUUCAGAAUCUAAAGAAAACCAUUUGUUAGACUCCAUCAAUUUCAAUCCUUCAGAAAGUUUGAGACAACAAGAAGUUGUCAGUAUACAUUUACUAAAAUCCCACGUAGUAAUUUUAGGCUUGAGGGAAAGAAACUAGUAAUUCCUAGACUUCGAAUCCUUGAUCUUGUAGUUAUUUACAAAAGAAAAAAAAUGUUGUCCACUACACCACAAGUUCAUUUUUAUGAUAUUUAAAUAAUAAAUGUAUUUAUACAUCUAACAAACUCCAACUAAAUUGCUCAAUUUUAUCAGAAUCCUAAAUAACUGAAAACCAAUUUCUAUUUAUUGUAUCCCUCUCCUCCGAUCUCACGAAUUAAGAAAGAAGCAUCCUACUUAGCUCGAAGUGACUCCCUCUUCUUCUCACUUCUUCAAUUAUGCGAGACUCCCUUCCAGUAUGGUCAUUCCGACCUCUGAAAAUUAUUACCAAUGUGUUAAGAAUGAUGAGAGAUUUCAUGAAUUAAAAGGAAUUGAUGAAUUAGCUCAACUGGUGGUGAUGGCAAAAGUGAAUUUAACAUAUCUAUCAAUGUAUUUGCUUAUGGAAUUUAUAUUAGUUUUAUAGGUUGAAUCAAGAACAACCUCCAUCAUCGAAUAUUCAAUCAAUUUGUGAAUGAUUGUCUAGGAGGAUUUACUGAAAAAAAAUUGUUGAAUACAAUAAACAUUGAGUGAAUUUUAUAAAUUUUUAGAACAUAAAUGUAUUUUUUAAACUUAUACUAGUAAUGAACUCUCUUAAUUUAGAUAUUCUAUAUUAUUUAAACCAAUCAAAGGUAGAGAUGCUAGCGGAGAUGAGUAUUGGUCAUUUAGUAAGGAAAUAUACUUCUCAAAGACACCAUAAAAAAGAUUGUACCUAAGUAUCAAGCUAACAUUUAUGUAAAUGUAUUUUUCUAAAGAACAUUGGUCGUUUCAUUAAUAUGAAACACAGUGUACAGAGUUGUAACAACGCUAAAAGAAAGAGAGAAAAAAGCUCAUUGAACAAGAAAUCUAAAAAAUAAGUUUACAACAACCCAAAAUCCAAACGAAGCCCAAAGCAUGGUCCGGCGAAUAGUUGGACCCCCGAAGCCUACCCCAAGAAACUUUAAAUCAGCCGACCCAAAUUCGAGUGGUGGCCUUCGAUUGCAUCCCCGGAAGAUGUCGUUCCAGAAACAAUCUGGAGGGUUCUCAUCUCUGUGUCCAUAAGCUCAUUUUCUCCCUCAAGAUAGACAGAACAUUUUGAGAAUCCCAAUACCGAGACAAUCAGCAGAAGACAAGAGAAUCUGGGGAAGGGAUAAGUCUGGUCUAUACUCUGUGAAGUCGGCUUAUAAGGCGUUGAGAGCUAGCAAAGAGGCAGAAAUGGGAGAAAUCUACACCCCUAUUAACUGGGAUCGAAUUUGGAAGCUCCAAAUCCCUCAUAAAGUUAAAGUGUUUGCGUGGAGAUGGAUUCACAAUAUCUUACCAGCAUGAGCUAAUAUUCUUAAGAGAACGACUAAAGGGUGCGAUGAAUGUCCAUUUGUGGACAAGAGGAGACACAAAACCAUCUCUUUCAAGACUGUGGUUGGGUUAGGAGAGUUUGGUGCCCUAGUUCCUUAAAGCUUUGUUUCGAGAAGGGUAAGGAUCUAACUUGCGAAGAGUGGAUGGUGGCUCUCCAGGAGGCCGAGUCUGACGAGCAGAUAGCCCAAUUUCUGGUGGCCCUCUGGUUCAUAUGGGGAGAAUGGAACAGUCAGUGUUGGAACAAGAAGAAAUUGGAAGAAUUUGAAAUAAUGGGAAAAGCGGAGCGUUGGUUGGCUGAGUACCUGGAAUAUCAGCAAAAAGGAUCGAAGAUGGCUCCCAGGCAGGUGGCCCGAUGGAAACCUCCAGACAUUGCCGCUUUCAAGUUCAAUGUCGACGCAACGACGUUUGCCGGAGCUGGCACCGGGUUGAGGGUUGUGGUUCAGGAUAGAAAUGGGGGUUUUGCUGUGCUGCAGUUAAAAGAACAAGAAUUCAAUGGCCAGCGGAAUUGGUUGAGUUGCAAGCUAUAAAGUUUGGAUUAGAGAUUGCGAUGGAUAAGGGUUUUGUGCCUAGAGAAAUUGAUUCGGAUUGUCUCAGGUCUAUGCAACAAAUUGAAAAGGAAGAGAUGUCGAUGACGGAGGAAGGAGUGGAGAGCGCUGAAGUGCGAGAGAUGAUCGACAAUUUCGAUGGGUCGAUGGAGAUCCGGUUUGCGGGCCGAGAAAGCAAUAAGGCGGCCCACACUAUGGCACAUAUCCAAUAUGGGUGGGAUGAAACUGAACUUUGGGCCUCUAGGCCACCAAUUUUCCUGGUGGACCAACUUAUCCUUGAUUCCCGUAAUAUUUCACAUUAAUGAAAUAAUACAGGUUGU
Linum trigynum is the source of this 2488-nucleotide messenger RNA. NCBI's taxonomy places the organism in Eukaryota, Viridiplantae, Streptophyta, Magnoliopsida, Malpighiales, Linaceae. The record is from the annotation of a GenBank genome assembly.